AUGAGUGAGUAAGAUUAGCCUACAAAUUCACGUUAUUCGACUCUCUAAUCCAAUAAUUAUUAGAGUUAAUUAUUGACAACUCAUUUUGGAAAACUAUUGGAUAAAAACGAAGCAUUCUUCAAUCAUCUCAAAGGGGAUUGUAUUUGUGGCAGAUGCAUAUGUGGAUAAUGCAAAUGUCCAAAAAUGCUUUUGUCAAAUGAUUUUAAGAAAGGAUAAGAAUCAUUAUAUUAAAGGGAUUUUAUCACUCAUGGCAAAUAGAAGUAAAUUCCUCUUAUUGAUCAUAAUGUAACUUACAAGAGUUAAUUGCCAAUGGAUAUUGAUACAAUUUAAAGAAGCACAUAUUAAGCUCACACUGAUGCUAAGCCAGCAGAAUCUUUAAAACCUGAACAAAAAGUGUUUUUGAUUCCAUUCAGUAGUUCCUCAGCCUACAGGCUUGACUACGCUGGAGGUGGAAUGUCUUCUCUUAAGAUUAAUCCUCCUCAUCAUCCUACUGUAGUAGACAUGCCAAUGACUACUCAUUCAACCUAUCAGGAUAACUUUUAUAAAAAGCCCAUCCCAAGAGAAGAAUUUCUAACAACUGCAAAUAAAAGCAGCUUUAAAAGUCCAAUAUCACCCGAAUUGCCUUUUAUUCAUCAAUCUACAAAUAGUGCUUUUUAUAAGCCUUAUCAAACUGGAAAAUUGAAUAAAAUUGACUCUGAAUAAAAAGUUAGAAUGAUUCCAGCUUUUGAUGGUUAAUUUAAUUCAACUACUUAAAAAGAUUUUGAUGAUAAGAAUCCAAAAAAAUGCCCAUCAAGAGUUUUUUUGAACUCUUUAUACAAAUAAAAACUUUAAUAAAUUGCUUGA
Messenger RNA from Paramecium tetraurelia, 843 nucleotides. RefSeq lists its product as uncharacterized. Gene Ontology annotation, molecular function: microtubule binding. The record is from RefSeq and is a predicted model, not a curated record. NCBI's taxonomy places the organism in Eukaryota, Ciliophora, Oligohymenophorea, Peniculida, Parameciidae. The transcript is spliced from 4 exons.